CACUUCCUUUCUUUGUGCUACUAGCUGCAACUCGACGACUUCGAAAACGAAGGCUUGCUGCCGCGCAGGCCAAAGAAUCAGCGAUGAAGAAAAAGACUCGCUCUGCGGGAGGAGCGGUUGGUCGGAGAACAAUUCUACAACUCUCUCCUUCCGGGCUCCGCGGAGGAAAUGCCGGGGAGAGGGAAGACGGGCUCUCGGGAUCCGAUGCAGAAGAACAGGAAGGAGAAGGACAGCGUAUUUUGAGAGCGAGACUCAAUAUGAAGCCUCCCGCAGUGAAAGCCACCGAGGGUCUGUCCUUGCUUGGGGCCUAUGAAGACAGCGAUGAAGAGGAUGCCGCAGUGUCUCGAUCAACUGCAACUUCUCAGCACAAUCACUCUGCUGAUAUUGACAGUACAUUAGCAAACUUCAUGGCGGAAAUUGAUGCUAUCACCACCCAGCCAAGUUCAGAUGAUGCAGCAGGUCAACCUUCCAUCCCGACUGGUAGUGCACCCAAACCAGAUGCUAAUGCCCAGCAACCAGGUGCCAAACCGGACCAGUUGGAGUUUAAUACUCAGUACUCACUAGCUGGAGUGGAUGUGGAAAUGGGGGACUGGCAGGAGGUCUGGGAUGAUAACUCUGGCUGCUAUUAUUACUGGAACACCCAGAACAAUGAGGUUUCUUGGGAGCUGCCUCACGAUCUCGCUAAUCAAGUGCAAAGACUGGCUCACUAUACCAACAGUGCUAAUGGAAAUGGUACAUCAAGUGCAGAUCACUACCCCGGUGAAACCACACCUGCUGCACCACCAACAUCAGCUAAAGAAACUAAAGUCAAGGCAAGUGAGGUAAUGGAGAGUGUGGUGGCUCUCACAAGUAAAGAGGAAGAGCGAUGUGGAGUGGCGGCGUCUUUGCUUGGUCCCUUGAUCCCUACAGAAGUGAAAGAUGCUGAAGAGAAAUGGCGAAAAAAACUCCUUAACGUUUUGGACGAAAACGAGACCAGUGUGGACUCUGACGGAGAGGUUGUUCGCCCUGUGGCAUCCCCGUCUACCCCUUCGCAUGACUUAGCUGCUAUCCAAACUGUGGAGAAAGAUUCUGACGCAAAGAAGCUAUCAGAGGAGAACUCGGAGAUUGAAGGGGGACCUGAAGAAGACACAAUGGAGCUGGAGCUGGCUCUGGAGAGGAAGAAGGCUGAGCUCCAGGCUCUGGAGGAUGGCGAUGGAAGUGCGGGAGGCUCCAGCCCUUGUUCCGAGACGAGCCAAGAUGCUUCUGUAUCUCGUGGCGCGCUCAGGAAAAAGCGAUGGAAAACAGUCUUCCCGGGUGCUCCUAGUCCUGAUUCCAACAGUCGAAGCUCAGAGCCUCAGGAGAACAUACAGACAGCAUAUACAAAAGUUCCGGAGAGUGUUACAGCAGAAGAAGAUGGGGAAACGGGUAACCCUGAGCAGAAACCGGAAGUGCCACCAAAGGAAGAAGUAGAAACACCUGAGCUCAGGUUUCAGAUUGGAGAACUGGCUAACACCUUAACGAGCAAGAUGGAGUUCCUGGGCAUACACAAGAAGGCCGUCUCGAAUUUUCAGUUGCUUCUGCUGCAAACGGAGACACGGAUAGCUGACUGGAGGGAGGGCGCUCUGAACGGGGCCUAUCUUCGCAGCAGGCUUCAGGAAGCUGCCGAACACAUAAAACAUUAUGAACUUAACGCCGCCCCUAAAGGCUGGUCCUGCCACUGGGACAGAGAGCACAGGCGGUAUUUUUAUGUCAACGACCUGACGCAUGCAUCGCAGUGGGAAUUCCCGACCGAAGAGGCAAAGGGGGAUGCCCUGAAAGGCAACCAGACUAGUCCGACCACCAGCCAAGGCGAUGGCAAGACAUCUUCAGUCCCACCUGUCCGUGCCCCUGCUGUCCCACCAGCAGCGCCAUCAUCAUCGUGGUCUCCAUCUCAACCCCCACUUCCUGACAGCCCUCCUCCACCUCCUGACCUCCCACCACUUCCGCCUCUGCCCCCCGGCUCACCCCCUCCACCUCCUCCGCCCCCAGACAGUGAUAGUGAGAUAAUGGAGGUUGAAAUGGAGAUGGACGAUGACAAUGAUAUGGAGCCUCCAGCCCCUGGAACUGAAGAGGAUGGCAGUGGGUGGCCCCCUUCAGCUGUUGCUGGUGUUAAGGUGUUGGAGUCUUCAGAUCCACUGGGUAAGGGUCAGAAACGAAAAGCUGGCCAGCUAAAUAAAGCCAUUAUUGGAAGUAGUCCAAUCCUGUACACGCAGCAUGUUACCACUGCAGCACCUGUCAUCACAGCGCCAGUUUACUGGGGUGUGCCAGCUGUCACUGCACCUCUAGUACCCUCUGAACCUCCUCUUCCACUUGCUCCCGCGAUGCCCCCGCAACCACCGCUGCCACCUCCGCAGCCAGCCUGUGAAACCUCAUCGCCUAAAGUGACACCUGUGGAAAAGAUCAAGAAAACCAAGAAAGAUAAGAAGGGGAAGACCAAAAUGCCAUCCCUUGUAAAGAAGUGGCAAAGCAUCCAGAAAGAGCUUGAGGAGGAGGAAAAGAGCAGCUCCAGUGAUGAAGAUAGAGAUCAGCUCAACAAGAAGAGUAUAGAAGACUGGAAACACCAGCAGCUCCUCACAGGAAAAGCUUCAAAGAAUGCCAACUUUGAGGCACUUCCUGACAAUUGGAGGGAUCGACUGAAGAAAAGGAAGCUGAACAGCACAUAACGUCUGAUUGAACAACUUAAAAAAAAAAACUACAUACUGUAUGUAGGUCAUGUUAUUGUUUCUUCCAAGAUGUUUUUUUUAGUUCAGUUGUCUAUAUUUUUCUAUUCAAAAUGAACACCUAUAUCAACCGAAAGGGUUUGAAUGUCCGUUCCUCGUUUUUAUAGGUGCAAGUGUAAAUGUGCCAUCAAUCUUCAGUUUAUAAUAAACAAUGUAUUCAGCUGGCCACAGCAGUUUGUGUGAGAUUCAGCAUUUUUAAUGAGCUUUUUUUUUUU
Syngnathus acus (greater pipefish) is the source of this 2953-nucleotide messenger RNA. It is a transcript of the gene fnbp4, whose product is annotated as formin binding protein 4. Gene Ontology annotation, molecular function: protein binding. The record is from RefSeq and is a predicted model, not a curated record. Lineage: Eukaryota; Metazoa; Chordata; Actinopteri; Syngnathiformes; Syngnathidae. Bases 84 to 2681 code for a protein of 865 amino acids. The transcript is spliced from 17 exons.